Messenger RNA from Panicum virgatum (switchgrass), 1442 nucleotides. Its product is annotated as F-box/kelch-repeat protein At3g06240-like. The transcript has a single exon. The record is from RefSeq and is a predicted model, not a curated record. NCBI's taxonomy places the organism in Eukaryota, Viridiplantae, Streptophyta, Magnoliopsida, Poales, Poaceae. Bases 74 to 1003 code for a protein of 309 amino acids. Gene Ontology annotation, molecular function: protein binding.
UCGUGUUCCUUUUCUUUUCUUUCUCUCCCGACAGGCUGGUGAUUUUUCCUCACCGAGCUCGCAGCGCUCCACGAUGGCGGGCGGCGCAGAGAAGCGGCACGUUGCGGCGAUGCGAGAUGGAGCGGCGAUUCGGGAGGGCCGCCGCGCGGGUGAAGGCCGGGUUGCUCUAUCGCCGCUGACCUCGUUGUACCAGGAGCAGCCCAACCGUCCCCCUCAUGUCCAGGUGCUUUGCAAUCGGAUUUGCGCUUUCUGGCCGGAUUCCCUUCUCUGUUCGAACCCCAACACCCCCCAUCGGCCAUCAAGGCAUCAUCCCCAACCCCACCGCCGGGAUUCCACAGUAUUUCGCCGUCCCGCCGGCCUGCGUCGGAUUCCUCUAGUCGCGAGCGUGCAGGCGGCUUGCAACCACGAGCCAGGUACGAGCGAGAUGGAGGAGGAUGCAUCAGAGGUGGGCACGCAGGACAGCAGCAACCAAGGAGAAGCUCCGGCGCUGCCUGAGGAGCUCCUUACAGAGAUCCUCGCCCGGCUGCCGGCCAAGUCGGUCGGGCACUUGCGAUGCGCCUCCCGCGCGUGGCGCGCCACGCUCUCGUCUGACUACUUCGCCGACCUCCACUUGCGGCGCGCCAACCGGCCGGACCGCCCCAGACUGCUCCUCACAGCGGUAGGGUCCAGCUACGAUGCCCAUCUCCACUCUUGGUCUUGGCAGCCCGGUGGUGCGGUCGAGAAGCUCAUGCCGGACGAUUUUUCGGACGGGAUAAUCGUGCCUCUCGCCAAGCCUUGCCGUGGUCUUAUCCUCGUCCGGGGCACCGACUACGGCGGGUACUUUGUCUGCAAUCCUUCCACCGGUGAUGUCCUGGCUCUCCCAGAUAGUGAGGCGCCACUGAAGAUGAUUUGGCGGCCUUCGAAACAUCCUGAACAUCCCCCGCCAUUCUUCUUCGAGGUGUCUUAUGGCCUUGGUUAUUGCGCAGUGAAAAGGGAAUUUAAGGUAGUGCGUUUGUUCUGCUAACCUGAUAGCGAAACUGGCAUGGCCAACAGGCCAAGUCCACAUGCUGUGAGGUGUUUGUCCUUGAUAGGCCCGCAUACUGGAGGCCAAUAGCUGAACAGCCUCCCUUGCGUUGGGUGGACGAGAAGCAUCCAGCUAUUUUCUUAAACGGGUGUCUUCACUUUCUUUGCCGUGAUGGUGGCAUCGUCACUUUCAGUUUCAGUAUCAACGAUGAGACCUUUGGUUCGUUGCCGCCACCAUCAGGUUUCAAGGAUGCAGCAUCUAUAAUGACAGAGCUGGAUAGGUGCUUAUGCUUGUGCUAUGGCGAACCAGAUAGUGAAGAUCUUUAUCAUGUAUGUGUCCUAAGAGAUUACAACCAAUGGGAGACUCUGAGGAACGAGAGUACUCUUGCUUGUGAUGAGUGAAUUGUCAACCGUGCGGUAUGAUCGUGCGCUUGGUCUUU